AGAUAUUAAAAAGCAACAAAUACGUCUUUGUAUAGUCCAAGCCACCAAGCUUGACUAUCACUUUCUGUGAUAGGCUAUCGCGAAUAAUCGUGUAUUGGUCAUCCAGAAGUCAUCGAGGCAAGACGAACUCGUCGUAGCGCUUAGUGAUAGCUAGCUAGCUGGCUAGUUAGCUUGGAAGAAGUCCAGGGCUGCGUGCAUGACCUUCACAUAUUCUCGCGUUACGUGCACGUACACCUAUAGUUUUCUUGGGAUCGUCGAACUUUCUUAUAGAAAGAUUCAAAGAUAAUAAUAUUAAAAAUAAUUUUAUUUAUAUUAUCGCUAUUCAAAUUUUACGAAACAAAUUAAUUUUAUCUCAUUAACGAUUUUUAAAAGAUUCUCACGUUCGUCUAUUCAUAAAUUAUUCAUGAAUAAAUUGUCAUAACUCAAACAAAAUCGAUUAUUAUUAAAUAUUCAAAUUUAUCGUAUUCGAAUUGCCACGCAUUUCGCUUAAACGUAAUACACACACACACACACACACACACACACAGACACAUAUAACUGCCUAAUCUAUUAUUUUCAAUUGAUGUCCCAUGAUAUCUGUCGAUAAGGAGCACAGAUAGAAGCUUGUAUUUCCGAAUUAUAAAUUAAUAAGCUUGGAGACGCUCGAAUAAUUUAUGGCGUCAUAAAGCGUAGUUGUAGUUCCAAGGAACGAUCAAUCGGACAAUGCACUUGUACGGAAAUGCGUAGAUACAUACACACACACACACACACAUAUAUAUAUAUAUAUAUGUAUGUGUACAUAGAUAUGUAUUGUAUUAUGCACUAGAUGUAUCGUCACCUGGUGAAGUAGUCAAAGAAUCAUGGAAGCGAGACGGAUGCACGUUGCCAGUUUGUAGAGGUUGAAAGAAGUCCAGAGUUUGCUGUUAACCUUCCUUCGAAGAUCAGCGAAAUGCGAGAAGGAGUAAAACGAAGAAAGGAAGAGGGAUAUACAAAAAGAAAAAAGAUACGUAUAAGCAUGGGGAAGCCCUCGCGAAGCAAACUUGUCGUUGAGUAAAACAGGUGGGGAUGAAGGCCGUUGGCUCCGUUCGUGGCAAAUGCCUCGACAACGUACCUAGACCUACAUAAACAAGAUAACGAGUUUACCAGUCGUUUCUACAUACAUACAUGCAUACGAGUGCACAUUGCAGCACAUUGGAAAAGCUGAAGAUGCAACUGACAUGGUGUAACGAAGCUCGCUCAAUCUUCCGCUCUUAGAUCGUUGCUUUUUACUCCCUAGACUCUUCUCUGUUUUUCUUGCUUGCUUGUACCAAGAAGAACCUUAGUGCAAACUCGUCGAUGUUGUACGAUCAACGUUUUCUUUUACCAUCUAAAAAAAAAAAAAAAAAAAAAAAGAAAAAAAAGAAAAAAGAAAAAGAAAAAGAACCAUUUUCAUUUAAUUGAUCUUUCAAAAAUAUCUAAUUGAUCAGCAAUGUUAAAUCAAUCAUAAAUAAUGAUAUAUUUUUUCAUUAUUUAAUUUUAAAUCAAAGAACGCAUAUUAAUUUUGAUAACAAUAUCUCAUGUGAGCAAACUAGCAUACAUUAUAAAACAGAACACAAUUAAAAUGGUAACAGUUGUGCAAGAAAAUUGCCAAUAGUGGAUGUACUUAAGUAAAUAUUUCAAGACAAAGAAACAAAGAAUAUUUUUGAAGACAAUGCAUCAUAAACUUCUGUCAAUAGUAAAUAAUGGAUUUUACUCUUAAUCUUAUCUCUAUUGUGUUAGCUCAACAAAGACAUGAAAUUUCUUAAUCGUUAUUAACAUUUCCGAAGGAAUUGAAAUCUUCGACAAAAUGGACAUUUAAUUAAUUCGUUUCUGUUAAUCUUGUCGAAUCAACAUAUUAAAGUUCUAGUCUCUAUAUUAAAUAUAAUAUAACAAAAAUGAAAAAAGAAAAGAAAAAAGAUUGAACGAGUUCUUUUAAACGAUCAUAUGGUAAUGAUAAAUCUUAUUUCAGAUAGGACCAUUUCCGGUGUCGAUCCUCGCGAGAUGUGGACGAGCAGGAGCAUGGGUCUCCUGAUAACGACAAUGAUCGUUCUGAUUGGCGAUCGAACGACGAAUUCUCAAAAGCCUCGUCUUGGUGGUGCCGUAAACGUCUUCACUCGCUACGGUUACCUCAGCAUCAGUAUGAGGGUUGUGCCGCGUAACGACACGGACACUUGGAUAUUUCGCGAGCCAACUUUGGAUGUCUUUAGGAAUCCAAUGGCGAUGCCACCGAAUCAAUUACAGCAAGGAAAAUCUAUGACAAACGUAUUCGAUGGUGAUUUUCACAUGGAAUUUUGUGACAACGUAAGACAACUCCUACAGGCAUACUUCCGUGAUUUCGCUUUCGAGAAAUUAGAAAGACCCUGGCGAGCGUUCACUGGCAGUUGGUCCAAGGCCGCCAUAGCUAGGCAUCUUGGUAUCAACUCGUCUUUCAUCGGUGGUGAUUAUUGUUAUGUCCUUGUACGGGUCGCCAGAUUUCGAGAUAAUCAGAAAUUAGUUGCCACUGCUGAAUCUUUACUCCUUGAUGAAGUUGUACUCAGGGAAACAGAAAACGUCACAGUUGGUGAUACCUUUAGUGUCGUUAACUUCAUCAGGAAUUAUGGCUCUCAUUAUAUCGCUUCUUAUAUCACUGGAAAUUCACUCUAUCAGGUAUUUGUUUAUACCCCUCAAGUAUAUCUACGUAUAAAAGAACGUUUGAAAACACGGGGUGUCUCGGAGCUUUCGACCUUGGAACUGAACAAUUAUUUCUCACCUUGGUACGCUGAACAUAUGGGUGCCAUACAAUCCGCUAGUGGUAAUCGUUCAGUAGAAGCUUGGGCUGUCGAGAGACUCCGAGUACAGUAUUACAUCUUCUCGUAUGCGAGCUUGUUGAAGCUUCAUGGUGAUGCGGCCUUGCUUAGACAAUUGGAUGGCUUGCUCGGAAACGAGGCACUGUUACAACUCCAACUUCGUACCUUGGCGCCAGUUUUUAAGGAUUCGAAGAGACGCGAGUGGUUCCUAGAAGUGAUCGAUAAUUAUUUUAAGCUUUGGGAAGUGAACAUGUGAAGAGAUGAUCAAAUAGCGACUCGACGAGAAUGCUACGUCGUAAAGAAAAAAGAAAAAAGAAAAAAGAAAAAAAGAAAAAAAAAAGAAAAAAGAAGUUUCGUUUCAUUGUGAUUCGCGUCCAAGUUAAGGACGUUAGAGGAAUAUGGUGGUACGAUCUUCGAGAUGAUUCGGCUGAUGAUCGAAAACCGGUUCGGUGAUUCCAUGGAUUUCCUCUUUGAUUAAACGUUCCUGGAAGCCGUACUAAACUAUAUAUUACGUACACUUUUCACGUAUUUAGCCCAAACUGUUAUUGUUAUAAAUAAGUAUUUAUUAUUAUAAUCGUUAAUAGAAAACAUUUUUAUACAAAAAGUUUUUCAUAUAUCACAAGCGUUAUUCAAUAAGAUCUCUGAUCGGAAAACGCACUGAUUGGAACGCGUCACAUAGAAAAUCGAUCCAUCGAAUUAAUAUUUUCAUCGUGAUUUUCUUGAAUAAGAAGGAACGAAAAUGAGUUCAAUUAGUAAUGAAUCAAUCGCACUCGAUGGAUUGCUUCUAAGUUUAAAGAUUUAUAACGCGUUGCACAUUAUAACAGGCUAUUUUCUGUUAAAUAAAACAGCGGCGUUUUCCGUUUGAUUAUUUACCUUAAUUCAUUUGAUAUUAGGAUUAAAUUAUCUGACGUAAUUCGUUUUACGAUUACACAUGUUGGACGGUAAUGAUGAUAAUUGUUAUCGUCGUUAUUUUUGUUUUUUUUUUCUUUAUAUACGUAUAUAUAUAAAUAUAUAUAUAUAUAUAUAUACAAGAGAAAAACUUAUUCUAUUGGCACGAUGAACCUACUGGGGAUUAGAUAUUAGAAAACAAUGCGAACUUUGUGAUUUUACGCAGUUUUCUAUUAUUAUACACGAUUACUGCCGGAUUGAAUAUGUUUUUAUCGAAAUUUGAUCGUAUUAUAUUAUAGUAUUUUAAAUGAUAAAAAAGAACGCUAUUAACGCGUAUCAAUUCUCGUAUAUUGUGCUCUUUAAAAAGUAUUUCGAUAAAAGACUUGUAUAUAUUGUUUAUCGGUAGAAUUAUUUGUUGUACGUUUAUCAUACAUAGAUGGGUCAAGUUAAACUUAUGCAAACUGUAUAAUUGUAUCGACUCGAUAUUUAGAUUGUCUUUAGAAUAUUGUGCUUUAAAUUUUUUUCUCAGGUUACGGACAAUGAAAGUAUCUAUACGUAUAUAUUUUCUAUAAAGAGUAUCACUAUUAAUUGACAUCUAUAACAAGAAAGAAAAAAAAAAAAAAAAAUACUUUCAAAUAUUGCAAAGUGACGUGCUUUUUAUAUCACACAUAUAUUCAACGCCAUCGAUUAUAGGACUCGGAGCUCACUGUGUGUUUUUUACCAUGUAAUCAGUGAACAUUCUUAAUACGAUACAACAUGAUAAUACAAUAACUUAGUGUAACGUAAACAUAUCAAACAUGUUUUCAAGAGUCUUCAACAAUCAACGUAAAUAAUAGACUGAAAAUACAUCCUAUAAUACAAAUACCAUAUGAGUAACUCUUUCUAUUUUAAAUGAAAUGGAUGUUUGUGCUAAAGUAAUCCAUCAAAAGUCUAUAGUAAGUAAAGUUUCAACGUGCAACAGCACGAAAAUAAUUAAAAAUAUAUAAAACACGUUAUAAACUAAUUAGAAUCUUAUUUACCGCAAUAUUGAAAAUUAUUACUCGCAAAGAUCUUUUUUCCAAGCUUUUUCUAAUACCAUCUUAUUUUCUUCAUACAGUUAAAUAAAAUUUAACUGUAUGAAAUUACGAUAAUGCGGUAAUUAAUAUUCAUGAAAUUAUUUCGAUAUUUGCUUUAAAAAUUUAUCUCAGUCGGUCUUUUUAAAGGUAUGUAGCUUAACUCCAGCUUGUUGUUCAAUACCCAAUUUUUUUCCAUUAACAACUAAUAUGA
Molecule: messenger RNA, 4937 nt
Organism: Vespa velutina
Lineage: Eukaryota; Metazoa; Arthropoda; Insecta; Hymenoptera; Vespidae
Gene: tsl
Product: torso-like protein
Exons: 3
Coding region: 1942-3039 (365 amino acids)
Source: RefSeq, a predicted model, not a curated record